Molecule: messenger RNA, 4124 nt
Organism: Artibeus jamaicensis (Jamaican fruit-eating bat)
Lineage: Eukaryota; Metazoa; Chordata; Mammalia; Chiroptera; Phyllostomidae
Gene: SLCO2B1
Product: solute carrier organic anion transporter family member 2B1
Exons: 14
Coding region: 391-2505 (704 amino acids)
Biological process (GO): bile acid and bile salt transport; transmembrane transport; sodium-independent organic anion transport
Cellular component (GO): membrane
Molecular function (GO): protein binding; bile acid transmembrane transporter activity
Source: RefSeq, a predicted model, not a curated record
CUCCAAACAAAACCAACUCUGAGCUGCUCCAGCCAGGAAUCAGAGGAACUGAGAGAGAGACAGAGAAAGACAGAUUUUGAGUUAGUGAGUCAGGGUACAGAUAGGGAACUAGGGCAGAGAAAGACAGAAAAAAACAGUGAUAUAUGUAGACAGGCACUUGGAGAGUGGGGUCAAGUUUGAGCAAGACUUCCUAACCCAUACGUGGAAGAGCUGCUGUGUAGUGUGGUCCAAGAAACAUCGGCGCAGUACCUGGUCCUCCUGUUAGCGCAUCCCUGUUGUGACUUGAGGCUGCUGUCUCUGGGAGUCCCUGGUAAGGGAUCAUUCCCUCUUUCCUCCAAAGCUCCGGUCCUGGGAUUGAAAUAGGGGCUGGAACUCUGCACCACAGCAGUCAUGGGACCCAGGAUAGGACCAGUGGGGGAGGAGCCCCAGAUGACAGACAAGGACACCAAGGCCACGAUGGGCACAGAAGACACACCUGGAGACGUGGCCAGCCGAGAAUCUCAGGACUCGAAGCCAAGCGUGUUCCACAACAUCAAGUUCUUCGUCCUGUGCCACAGUCUGCUGCAGCUGGCCCAGCUCAUGAUCUCCGGCUACCUGAAGAGCUCCAUUUCAACGGUGGAGAAACGCUUUGGCCUCUCCAGCCAGACCUCGGGGCUGCUGGCUGCCUUCAAUGAGGUGGGGAACACAGCCCUGAUUGUGUUUGUGAGCUAUUUUGGCAGCAGGGUACACCGGCCCCGACUGAUCGGCUAUGGGGCUAUUCUGGUGGCCCUGGCAGGCCUGCUCAUGGCCCUUCCACACUUCAUCUCUGAGCCGUACCGCUACGACAGCACCAGCCCCGUGGACAUGCGGCAAGACUUCGAGGCCUCCCUGUGCCAGCCUGCAACCUCGGUCCCGGUCCCCUCCAAUGGCAGCAGCUGUUCAGGCCACACGGAGGCCAAGCAUCUGGCUUUGGUGGCAAUCAUGUUCACGGCACAGACCCUGCUUGGGGUGGGCAGCGUGCCCAUCCAGCCCUUUGGCAUCUCCUAUAUCGACGACUUUGCCCACAACAGCAACUCGCCCCUGUACCUCGGGAUCCUGUUUGCUGUGACGAUGAUGGGGCCAGGCAUAGCCUAUGGGCUGGGUGGCCUCAUGCUGAGACUUUAUGUGGACAUUAACCGAAUGCCAGAAGGUGGUAUCAACCUGACCUCGAAGGACCCCCGAUGGGUGGGUGCCUGGUGGCUGGGCUUUCUCAUCUCCGCUGGCGUGGUGGCCCUGGCUGCCACCCCCUACUUCUUCUUCCCCAGAGAGAUGCCCAAGGAGAGACAUGAGCUUCUCUUCCGGCGAAGGGUCUUUGCAGUUAUCAGCAAAGGUGAAGAUUCCUCCUCCAAGCAGAGCCCUGAGCAGUCCCGGAAGAAGCGCAAUGGCCUAGCCCAGAUCGCAUCAGACCUGACUGUGGUCCAGUUCAUCAAAGUCUUUCCCGGCGUGCUGCUGCGCACCCUGCGGCACCCCAUCUUCCUGCUGGUGGUCCUGUCCCAGGUGUGCUUGUCGUCCAUGGCAGCGGGCAUGGCCACCUUCCUGCCCAAGUUCCUGGAGCGCCAGUUUUCCGUCACAGCAUCCUACGCCAAUGUCCUCAUUGGCUGCUUCUCCUUCCCCUCGGCUAUCGUGGGCUUGGUAGUGGGAGGCAUCCUGGUCAAGCGCCUCCACCUGGGCCCCGUGCACUGCAGUGUCCUUUGCCUGCUGGGAGCGCUGUCCUGCCUACUUGUCAGCCUGCCCCUCUUCUUCAUGGGCUGCUCUACUCACCACAUCGCAGGCAUCAUCCACCAGCCUGGCAGUGCCCAGCUGGGGCUGGAGCUCUUUCCAGGCUGCAUGGAGUCCUGCUCCUGCCCAACAGACGACUUUAACCCUGUCUGCGACACCAGCACCCGUGUGGAGUUCCUCACGCCCUGCCAUGCAGGCUGCGCCAAGCAGGUGGUCCAGGAGGCUCCGGACAAAAGCCAGGUUCUCUACACCAACUGCAGCUGCGUGGUGGGGGACGGCACUGUGUCCGCGGGCUCCUGCGACUCAGCCUGCAGCCACCUGGUGCUGCCCUUCAUGCUCCUGAUCGGCCUGAGCGCAGCCCUGGCCUGCAUCACCCACACACCCUCCUUCAUGCUCAUCCUGAGGGGAGUGAAGAAAGAAGACAAGACUUUGGCCGUGGGAAUCCAGUUCAUGCUCCUGAGAGUUUUGGCCUGGAUGCCCAGCCCUGUGAUCCACGGCAGCGCCAUCGACACCACCUGCCUGCACUGGGCCUGGAGCUGUGGGCGUCGGGCCGUCUGCCGCUACUAUGACCAUGACCUGCUCCGAAACCGGUUCAUUGGACUCCAGUUCUUCUUCAAGACGAGCGCCCUGGUUUGCUUCGCCUUGAUUUUGGCUAUUCUAAGGCAGCAGAACAAAGAAGAGGGGACCAAGGUGGUGGCAUGCCCUGACCCACCACAGCAAUUGUUAGUGCCAGGACCAGAGAAGAAGCUUGAAGAAUUCAGAGUGUGAGCUGUCCCGGGGCCCCACCCUGGCCAAGAGAGGCAGCCACAGCAAGUACCUCCUCUGGGCCCUUGGCCUUGAGAUUGACUGUCAGGAGCCUUGUUUUUUAAUUCUGACUCCUCCACUAACUUGCUGUGUGACUUCAGGCAAGUUGCUGACCCUCUCUGGGUCUCUGUUUGAUCAUCUGUACCAAGGAGUUACUUGGGGCUUUGCUGUGUUGACCACUUCUGAAGCAAGAGGGUCUCCUCUCCUGACCUGAAACCAGACCUUCCUGGGCAGAGGGACUGCGUAUCUUUCCUCCUGGGGCUUAGGGUAGCAAAGUGGACACCAGUAAGCCAGGCUGCCCUGCAUACCAGAUCCCAGCCCUGCUCUGCCGCUUGCCUGGAGCAUCCUCUCUGAGCCUCAGCCACCGCCCCUGCCAGGUGGACAUGGACUUAACCAGCUUUCAGGCCCCUUCCAGCUGUGGCCAUCUGUGCAGUCAGGAAGCACUAGUGUCUCCUCCCCAGCCCCACUCAGCCUGAACCGUGGGAUGACAGCCUUUGUCAAGAAGUGUCCAUUUGGCGCCCCCUGGAGGCAGAGACCUGAGCUCUGAGGGUAGAUUCACUGGGGAUAAAGGUGGCCUCACAUUCAGGACAUCCAGGUGGGGUGGGCCCUGUAGGAAAUAUUGUGUGAGGGCCCCUCCCGGUCUCAGCUCAGUGGGGAGACUCACUCUCCGGACUCAGGAAGUCUCAAACCUUGCCCUCAGGGAGCCACAGUAUGGGUGAGGGACUCUGGUGGAGAGGGGGACCCAGGCCCCUCACUUGGGCAUUUUCUGACUUCAAAGACCAAAUUUACCCUGUACACACUCACUUGUACUCUACGCAUUGCCAAGACUUCACACAUUUGACCGUGACCCCCACCUAAGUCACUAUGACUUUUGUAACCAGAAUCCUAAUUUCACCAUUUCCUCCUGGGUGCUUCAAUCUGGGUCACCUGGGGCUACGUAGCUAGCAUCUGGUUCUGUGAUACCCAAGUUUUGGGGGUCACAUCUUCUCUGUGAUACCUGGGUUGGUAUAAGAACCUGCUCUUUGUCCUGCCAGGGCUGGUAAUGCUGGGAGCAGUCACGCCCAGCUCUGUUGCAUGGGUCAGUCUGUGGAAUGUUUGGGUCUGAGCAAGGUGGGCCUGUGCCUAUCAGGCCCCCUCUGACUUUGCGGCCAGGCCUGGUAUCUCCCUGAUCUGCUCCCGGCCAGUCCGUUGCCUUCAGCUCUCUGACCUGGCCGGGACCUGCUGCUCCACCGGCAGGAGGCAGGGAGCCAUCAGCAGCCGCUUCCCAAGCCCUGUGUCCAGCCAUGUGCUGACAGCCGGGGGAGGCUGAGGGCACAGGGGGCGCAAGUGGCUGGACCCCCCAAGUACUCCCAGCAUCAGGCCUUGAGGCCAUCUCGCAUGAGAGAGGAGGGAAGUGCAGACGUUCUAAUUCCCACUUUACUCUACUAUUCCUGAUACCUUUCAAUGUUCAACAAACAUCUGAGCCCGUAUUUGUCAAUGCCAAGAAUUUCAAAUCCUCAACAAGAUGAAGGACUUUGUAUGUGUAUAUUUCUUCUCCUUCCCUGUUUCCCUGGUUUGGCAGAAAUAAACUGGAAUUAUAGAUA